UACUCAGCCGCCAGCCCCUACCUCAGUUGUUAGUUUACAGUAGUUGUUGUUGUUGUAUGUUUCAGCUUACAGUUCUGUUGAAUGACAGGUAAACCAGAUUAAAUAAUAAGGAAACAAGUAAAACCAGGCUGUAAACAAUGGCUGGGAAUUUCUGGCAGAGCUCACACUGUCAACAGUGGUUACUAGAUCCUUCUGACCUGGUUCGAGAACGGCAAGUGGAUUUUGCUGUCGUAACAGAAGAAGAUUAUCAAAAAUUAUUCAUAUUCUUCAGUAACUUCAUCCAGGUUCUCGGAGAGCAUUUGAAACUGAAACAGCAAGUGAUUGCAACUGCCACUGUGUACUUUAAACGUUUUUAUGCAAGAAAUUCUUUGAAAUGUAUUGAUCCACUAUUGCUUGCACCUACUUGCAUAUUAUUGGCUUCAAAAGUGGAAGAAUUUGGGGUAAUUUCAAACAACAGGCUCAUCACUACAUGUCAAUCAGUUGUCAAAUCUAAAUUCAACUAUGCCUAUCCUCAAGAAUUUCCUUACAGAGCAAAUCACAUUCUUGAGUGUGAAUUCUAUUUAUUGGAAAAUAUGGAUUGCUGCCUUGUUGUCUACCAACCUUAUAGGCCACUUGUCCAGUUUGUUCAAGAUAUUGGGCAAGAAGACCUUCUUGGAUUGUCCUGGAAAAUAGUCAAUGAUAGUCUAAGAACUGAUAUUUCACUCUUGUAUCCCCCAUACCAAAUUGCACUAGCCGCCAUGCAAAUGGCAUGUGUAGUGCUUCAAAAAGACGGCAAAAAUUGGUUUGCGGAAAUUGCGGUUGAUACAGAUAAAAUUCAGGAAAUAACUCGCCAAAUACUGGCGUUGUAUGAUCUUUACAAGACGUAUGACGAGAAAAAAGAAAUUCAGGGAUUGUUGGCGAAGAUGCCAAAGCCGAAAUCACAGCCAAGUCGGCCUCCCUCGUCAGCACAAUCACAGGAUGGAAUACAGGGCACAAAUGACCAAUCCAUGGGUGUGAACAACUGAUAGUAUUCUAAAUUUUUUUAAUAUUGCAACACAAAAAUUGUGUUAUGAACAAUUAUUUAAUACAUGUUUUUUUUAACAAAA
Messenger RNA from Daphnia magna, 1085 nucleotides. It is a transcript of the gene CycC, whose product is annotated as cyclin-C. Bases 138 to 1004 code for a protein of 288 amino acids. NCBI's taxonomy places the organism in Eukaryota, Metazoa, Arthropoda, Branchiopoda, Diplostraca, Daphniidae. Gene Ontology annotation, cellular component: nucleus; mediator complex. Gene Ontology annotation, biological process: positive regulation of transcription by RNA polymerase II. Gene Ontology annotation, molecular function: cyclin-dependent protein serine/threonine kinase regulator activity. The record is from RefSeq and is a predicted model, not a curated record. The transcript is spliced from 7 exons.